AUAUCUAGGUCUAAGGUUGUUCAUUAAAUCUCAUUAACCAGUAAUUGUAUCUAGUAUUCGGUUCGAUAAAGCCGCAUACAAUGGCCUAUGAUAUUACUCUAAAAUGUUUAUUCGCCAUACACUUCUUUUUACUAUUUUCAGCGGAAGAGGUUCGAGCAAAAGUUUCUACUGUCAUUGCUUUUGGAGACUCAACAAUUGACGCGGGCAACAAUAACCUGAACCUAGCUAUCUUUAAAUGUAAUUUCAAGCCAUAUGGUCAAAACUUCAAAGGUGGCAAACCCACCGGUCGUUGGUCUAAUGGCAGAGUGUUUACCGAUUUCAUAUCUAAUGCUUUGGGUAUCAAGUCGUCGAUACCGACUUAUUUGGAUGCAGAUUCUGGUGUAGAAGACUUCGCCACUGGUGUCACCUUUGGCUCUGGUGGAGCGGGAUAUGAUAACCUAACUUCAACACUAGUAGAUUCGAGGAAGUAAAAGCUGGAUGUUGUGGGACGGGAAAAUUUGAGAUAGACCAACUGUGUACGCUGGCAAUGGCAUUGUUAUGUAAAGAUCCUACUAAAUACAUGUAUUGGGAUGCAAUACACUUAACAGAUAUGACAAAUGGUUUACUUGCCGAUAGAUUAUUGAAGACAAGCCUAGCUGAAUUAAUCUGAAUCAGGCGACCAUUAAAUGAUGUAUUUUAUAAUCAACACUUAUUUAUAUAAAAUAUAAA
Papaver somniferum (opium poppy) is the source of this 708-nucleotide messenger RNA. RefSeq names its product GDSL esterase/lipase At2g04570-like. Gene Ontology annotation, molecular function: hydrolase activity, acting on ester bonds. Bases 81 to 470 code for a protein of 129 amino acids. The record is from RefSeq and is a predicted model, not a curated record. Lineage: Eukaryota; Viridiplantae; Streptophyta; Magnoliopsida; Ranunculales; Papaveraceae. The transcript has 2 exons.